AUGGAGGACCACGAGGAGGGCAUUUUGCGGCCGGCUGAAAUUUCAACUGCUACAGUGUCCUUCGGUUUCACUCGCACAUCUUCCCGGAGACAGCUGGCGGACUUAGGAGCCAGUGCGAAAACCGCCCCAGAGGAGAAGGAAUUCCUGAACACAAUAGAAGGUGUGAAGUCCCUGGAAACCCCCAAAGAAUUAGUCAUUCCAGUGAUCCAGAAUGUUUUGCGAAGACAACCAUUGUCCCAGACCCCUCGACCGUCCACUGAUUCUAAGGCCUUGAUGGAUAGUGAGCUGUCACAGGCUGUGAAGGAGCUGGUUGAGGAAUCCAAGAAGUCUCUGGAGGAGAGAGAGAAUGCAGGUGUUGAUCCCACACUUGCCAUCCCUAUGAUCCCGAAAGGAUGUGUCCCCAGUGGGGAAGACGCAGACAAUGAACCCCAGGCUGAGACAGUGCCAAAGGAGGCUGACUAUGAGGUAGUCCCUGUGGAGGCCUAUGGGAUGGCCAUGCUGCGAGGCAUGGGCUGGAAACCUGGCAAAGGCAUCGGCCGUACUUUUAAUCCAGUCGUGAAACUCCAGAACCAUUCAGUGAGACCCAAGGGGUUAGGGCUAGGGGUCAACCUCACCGAGGCCCGGGCCCUGGCCUCCAUUGGCUCUCACCAUUCAUCAAGGCCAGGUGGGGAGCAACAGAAGGAUAAAGACAUUGAGCCUCAAGGACUGGUGAUUGGGGGAGCUGUACUGAUCUUUUCUGGCCCUCAUCGCGGCCUCUACGGGAAGGUGGAAGGCAUUGAUCCUGACAAUGUGCGGGCCAUGGUUCGUCUGGCAGAGAGCAGCCGCAUAGUAACUGUUAGUGAGUACUGCCUGAAGCCUGUUUCACAAAAGGAAUUUGACAGCAACACCUUGCAUACUGGCAAAGGGAGAAAAACUGCACAGCAACAUAAUGAAACCUCAUCAGUGAAGGCUGACCAGAACCAAGACUCCCAGGUCCACCAAGAGAACUCAGAGAAGCGGAAAUACCCUGCAGACCGACAGGACGGACCUGCAGCCAAGAAUGAGAAAGUGGCCUCCAGAAGUCACCACUGGUUGCACCGGGAUCUGCGGGUGCGGUUUGUGGAUAAGCUGUACAAGGGUGGCCAGUAUUACAAUACCAAGAUGAUUAUUGAAGAUGUCCUAAGCCCAGAUACCUGUGUGUGUCGGACAGAUAACGGUCAAAUCCUGGAAGGCUUAAAGGAAAACAUGCUGGAGACUUUGGUUCCCAAGGAAGAGGGAGACCUUGUGAUGGUGGUACUAGGAACACAGGUUGGAAAGUUAGGACAUCUGCUGGACAGAGACAGAGCACGGAACCGGGCUUUGGUGCAACUGCAAAGCGAGAAUGAGGCAGUGGAGCUGCACUAUGAUGCCAUCUGCCAGUACAUGGGCCCCAGUAACUUGGAUGAAGACUGAUCCAUGGGACAAUCCCAUGGCCUGCGCUCCUUCCAUUGCUAGAACUGAUAUCUUUGUGAAUAUGAGGAAAUAAUUGUUCCAUCUUCCCUACAGUGCAAGGAUAGGGAUUGAAUGGACCAAAAGGGACAAACAAUACAAUAAAGAUACAAUAAAAAUAUUUAAAAUA
Dipodomys ordii (Ord's kangaroo rat) is the source of this 1597-nucleotide messenger RNA. RefSeq names its product G patch domain and KOW motifs (gene Gpkow). Lineage: Eukaryota; Metazoa; Chordata; Mammalia; Rodentia; Heteromyidae. Gene Ontology annotation, molecular function: nucleic acid binding. The transcript has 11 exons. Gene Ontology annotation, cellular component: spliceosomal complex. The coding region runs from base 1 to 1431 and encodes 476 amino acids. Gene Ontology annotation, biological process: mRNA splicing, via spliceosome. The record is from RefSeq and is a predicted model, not a curated record.